AUGGCGCAUGCCUUGACGAGCGCAAAUGCUCCCCAUCGAAGUGUAAUAGGAAAUGCUUUGGAGACACUUGCAGAGAUCCCAUCGAAGGCACAGAAUGUGGAGGAUGUGGCCAAGAUCCUCUGCAGUGGCAGCGGUGUUGUAGGGCACGAUGGAAAGUGUUAUUGCUUUAAUGGUCAUUGUAACGCUGAUACCGACUGUGAAACGCCUGACCUUUCGAAUCAGAAGCGAUUCUGUUGUCCAGAUGGUUUAUAUGCAUUCGAUGUCCAGGAGCAACCGGCCGAAGAACAUCAACAAAAGAAGAUCUUCAAUUAUCUUGUCCGAACCGAUGGUGCAUCCAGAUACGAUCACACUUUCACUGUGUGUGGUGUGGACCCUGGUAUCAAGGAUGUCUUCUGUGCUACUGAUGGCAAUGGCGAUUUCCGUUCUUUCAGCAGCGCCGAAUUCUACAGCAGAAGUGGGGCCACCAUGCGAAUGAAACAGACCAGAACAAAAAAACAGCAGUCGACACCAAAUAUCAUCGACAUUGAAACAGCUAUCCCAACGCCAAAAAUAUCAAGCUUCUAUGGUGAUAAUCAUUUUCGAAAAUGUCGCUUGCUAAACUAUGGUGGGAAACAGAGAACGGGGGCGGAAAUGAAGCAUAUCUUCAUCAAUGGUGGCAAAAAAGGAAUACAACAUCAGCAACGUCAAGAGUAUCCAUUGUGA
Messenger RNA from Halteromyces radiatus, 702 nucleotides. RefSeq lists its product as uncharacterized. The transcript is spliced from 5 exons. The record is from RefSeq and is a predicted model, not a curated record. NCBI's taxonomy places the organism in Eukaryota, Fungi, Mucoromycota, Mucoromycetes, Mucorales, Cunninghamellaceae. The coding region runs from base 1 to 702 and encodes 233 amino acids.